Molecule: messenger RNA, 4694 nt
Organism: Brienomyrus brachyistius
Lineage: Eukaryota; Metazoa; Chordata; Actinopteri; Osteoglossiformes; Mormyridae
Gene: ptpmt1
Product: protein tyrosine phosphatase mitochondrial 1
Exons: 4
Coding region: 1939-2481 (180 amino acids)
Biological process (GO): protein dephosphorylation
Molecular function (GO): phosphatidylglycerophosphatase activity; protein tyrosine/serine/threonine phosphatase activity; phosphatidylinositol-4,5-bisphosphate 5-phosphatase activity
Source: RefSeq, a predicted model, not a curated record
CCUGCAGAGUGGAAAAGGGUGAGAUCACGCAGUGGCUUACCUUGUGGCAGUUUUUGUGUAUAUGCUUCGGCAGUACUUUGCGUGCUUGUUAAUUUUAAAACAGUAUUUUGUGCAAACAUAAUUAUUUUCAGCGGUGCAUAUUUUAAAUAUGUCAGCAGUUUAUAUAGCAGUAGAAAUAUUUAUGUGGUUCUGUUUAUGCAUGUCGCUUGUACUGCAUAAUAUUUAAUAUACUGUGUUUUUACUAGUUAAAUUGCAGUUUAAUUGUGCAUUUCACUGCCAGUAAUGAAUGUAUAAACAACAUCUUUUAACCGACCCAAAAUGUGUCUUAACUACUGUGUCGUGUUCAAGCGAUGUAGAUAUUGUCACCUAAUCUAAAAAAAUCUCACCCUUAAAUAGGGCACAUACUGUCACCAGAAACAGAACUCUAUCUCUCCUUUGCAAAUAAACUGGGUAGUUAUACAAUUUUAUUUCACAGUUUGGAUUCGCUGUUUAGAAAACAAAUGCACCAACACUUAGACUUUAGCGGUUUGCACUAAAAUCUGGUAUGUGACAUUUUUCAUAAUUUUGUAGUCGUUCUCGUUUUAAUAAAUAGUCCUUCAUGCUGGGAAUAACUGAAACGAGAAUAAGUUGUAUAUUAUAACUGAGGACAGUUGCCAUUUUAGGUGCCACUUUUGACUUUGCAGAUCUCAGCACAUAUUGACUACAUGAGUCACGUGGAAGGGAGUGGGUGGGUAACAAUGAAGAAUCUUAAGUUAAUAAUAAGUUGACAAUGACAAUACGCAAGAAGUUUAUUAUAAAUGCACAAUGCAUUUAUCAAAAUCCAUGCAAUCAUCAUUCCAAACAUAGUCGGAAUUACAUACAAAAAUGUUUCGGUUUCAGUGCUGUUCUUUGCCUGGCAGGUACUGCAACGCGAGGAUUUGAUGGUGUUACUGCCUCCACAUUGGUAUUUCGGUUCCAGUGAAGUCUCAUUUUAAACAUUUUACUCUUUGGUUCUUUUGUAUAUCCCAACAUCGGUAGUUUCUGCAUUAAGCGUGAUCGUUCUAGCCUUGUCUCGCUGUGGAUCUUCCAUUUGCCAGAAUUGCUGUUUAGCCUGCUUUGUGUCUGACGGACCCUUUAAAUAUGAGUUGUAGACAGGGAUGGAUAAGUACGCAUUCACCUUUCAAAAUGAUACGUGCGACAAUCGAUCAUUUGUAAAAGCCAAAAUGCAUACUUAUUUUAUAUGCAUUUGCGCUGCUAUGCAUUUUAAUCUUUAUAUGCUUACUCUACUUCAUUUGCGGUAUACAGGUUAAAAUGCAAGUUAUUUUCUUGUUAUAGCAGCGCAAAUACACUUAAAAUAACUAUACGCAUUUGCGAUUUUACAAACAAUCGAUUGUCGCAGGUAUCGUUUUAGAUGAGUGUGUACUUGCGUACCAAUUAUGUUCAUCAUUGGUUAUAGAAAUCGGUUGCCUGGCAGUGACAGUGACAAGUUUGGCGGAAUUAAGUGACAGCAGAGCAUAAAGUAGUAAUGACAGACGCAGCAGACAACAAGACAGGAUGCGCAAGUUACAAAAAUGUCUUUGAUAAGCACAUACAGCAUACAUAUAAAACACACAGCACCGAUUUGCUGCAUAUUUCCCAGUCUGACAACUCUUACCUACAUUUGUUACUAAUCAUGUAAAUAGAAAAGACAUCAUGAUUAAAUGCUUUACCCGUCAUUUACGGCUAUAAUUAACCAAUCUGCCGUGUAUGGCAAGUCAUAGUUAGGGAUAACAGGAUGGCUCGAGUUGGUAAACAUGAUGCAUUUAAUCCUCCGGCCCACGGGGUGGCGAAAGUGAGCGAUGCUCCUAGACCGAAUGGAAGUCGAAAUGAUCAGUGCAGUCAUUUUCUUUCGGGCAGCUGGGAUAGAAAGGAGACGGAUGUGGAUCGCAGUUAUAGCAUCGGGUUCUGGGGGCUGUUGCAAUGUCGGGGGCUUUGGCCAGACUGCUGUUUUAUCCUACUCUUGGCUACAAUGUCGUUAUGGAGAAAGUAUCAUCCAGAAGGUGGUUUGACCGUGUGGAUAAUACUGUAAUUCUCGGAGCGCUUCCCUUUAAAUCAAUGACAGCUGAGUUGGUACAGACAGAAAAUGUCCGUGGGGUGAUCACUAUGAAUGAAGAAUAUGAAACUAAAUAUUUCUGCAACUCAGCUGAGGAGUGGCGAUCAGUCGGUGUUGAACAGCUUCGCCUCAGUACAGUGGAUCUGACUGGGGUGCCCAGUCUACCGAACUUGCACAAGGGGGUGGAUUUUGUGUUUCAGCACAGGGAGGAAGGAACCAGUGUGUACAUCCACUGCAAAGCUGGCCGCUCUCGAAGCGCAACGUUAGUUGCAGCUUACCUCAUCCGGCUACACAAGUGGAGUCCUGAGGAGGCUUGUGGGAUGCUGCGAUCUAUCCGUCCACACGUACUGAUCCACAGUACUCAGAUGGAGGUCCUGUGGCAGUACCACAGGCAGGUCUGUGCAGGCUGAUCAUGCCAUACGACACACAGAUCCCCGGAGUCAUGCAGUGGCAGAAAUGUUCACAGAAUGAAAAGCUGUCAUAGGCAAAUACCACACUGUGGCCUGAAAAUAUGUGCAAUUUAGAGACUGACUGUAAAUUGCAAGUCGCCUAACAUAGUUUUUGUGCCAUUUUCAGAGCAAUUUAAAUUCAUUAUGAGAUCCAGGGUUAGAUCAAAUUGCAUAACUGCAGUGGCAUAGCUGUCUCAACUAAGUAAAAUUGCUGAAACCUGCUUUUUAUUGUGAGAAUGUUCACAUAAAUUUGAUUCAUAUUUAACUGAAUGGGUAAGUGUUUGUUUUGUUCAUGCAGGCCCGUUGAAUUCCUUUUGGAUUUUCACAUCGCGGUUUUAGCUACUUCUGUGGAAUCCCCAGGCGUUCUGCUGAUUGCUUUGUGUGAAUCAGUAGCAUCAGAGUAAUAACAAUAUUUUAAUAAGUGACAUAGGACCCUAGGGGCAGCAUGGUGGUGCAGUGGUUAGCACUGUUGCCUCACAGCUCUGGGACCCAGGUUCGAGUCUCCGCCUGGGUCACGUGUGCGGAGUUUGCAUGUUUCUCCCCAUGCCGUCGUGGGGUUUUCUCCGGGUACUCCGGUUUCCCCCACAGUCCAAAAACAUGCUGAGGCUAAUUGGAGUUGCUAAAUUGCCCGUAGGUGUGCAUGUGUGAGUGAAUGGUGUGUGAGUGUGCCCUGCGAUGGGCUGGCCCCCCAUCCUGGGUUGUUCCCUGCCUCGUGCCCAUUGCUUCCGGGAUAGGCUCCGGACCCCCCGCGACCCAAUAGGAUAAGCGGUUUGGAAAAUGGAUGGAUGGAUGGAUAAUGGAGCAUUAUAUCUAGGAGCAUGCACUGAUCACAGUGUGUUGCCGCACCCACCACACAACAAACCACGUCAGGGAUGAGAACCUGAGUGCAGCCAUGUGGGGGCGAUACUUCAGCACUGUAAAUUAGUCUGACUGGACCAGUGAGAGUUUUUUUUUUGCAGUGACUGGAGUGUCAAUCCUGCCGCCAGUCCUCAGGUUUUUCCUUGCAAGUUGGAGGACCUCCUUAUAGGGCUGGAUGUACAUUAACAUCAUACCCAGGACAAAAGCCAUUGAAGGUUAAGUACCUUGCUCAAGGGCCCAGCGGAGUGGAAUCACUCUAAGCAUUCACGAGAUUUGAACCAGCAACCUUCUGAUUGCUGGCACAGAUCCUUAGCCACCACUCCCCCAUAUUACUUAAAUAAGAUUUUAAAAAUAGUUUAGCAAGACUGAAGAAUGAUACCAGGUUUGCUUCUAUUACAUUUGUUUUAGAUUAGACCCAGGUAAUCAAGGAUAAUUAAGAACUCAGCAGCGUUGAACACCAGUGAGGUCUUCGAUUUCCCACCCCUAGCUUAGCUAUAUCAUGCAAUUUUACUAUUAAAUAUAUGUCAAAUUUGUAACAAAACUGCCUGCAACAUUAAUUGUCAACUGCUUUUAGAAACUUGUGACACUGGAAAUCCAUUAUAGUUUAAGCAUUCCUGGGGAAUCAGAAAAACCACAUACAGGAAUUAUUUAUUGUUUAAUAUCAGUAUCACUGGGAAUCAUUUAUUAUUCAAUAUUACUAAAAGACUAAUCACAUACUUUUCUGUCUGCAGUUGGAUUAUAUGUGUAUUUCAAUACCAGUUGCAUUGUAAAAUGUAGCUCCAAUCAUUAGGCUUUUUUUUCUUGUAUUAUUAUUCGUACAGAUGUUAUAAUACAGUCAAUGCAAUUUUAAUUCUUCUUAUGAAGAAGUAAAACGGUUAAUUCUAAAGGGUUUUAUUUUAUUUACAUCUUUUUUUCUUCACAAGUAUAGGAAAGCGUAUGCAUGUUAACAGGGUUUAUUACGAAAUAUAUGUCUUCUGGGAAGAUUAAAGAUUAGUGAUGUUAUUUCAUAGUGCUGAGGUUUUUUAAUUUUGGAUCUGCCUUUACAUGAAAUGUCGUACAAAAUAACAGUGAUGACCAGGAAAAUUAUAGCAGGACUAAAACUUAACUUUAAAUGAAUUCUGCUGGUAGCAGAGGCCUUAGUUUUAAUUACAAUUUGACUUGAAACUGAAUUUUAUGAGUGAGAUUUUGUUUUUGCUUUGACUUUCAAGAUCUUGACCUUGUAAAUACAAUUAAAUCAAUGGGUUGUGUACCAAGGUAAAAUGUUUAGAGUAUAAGAUAAUUCUAUUUUUGGAUGUGAUUAAAUACAAAUAAUCAUA